This is a messenger RNA of Cyanistes caeruleus (blue tit), 696 nucleotides long. RefSeq names its product musculoskeletal, embryonic nuclear protein 1 (gene MUSTN1). Gene Ontology annotation, cellular component: nucleus. NCBI's taxonomy places the organism in Eukaryota, Metazoa, Chordata, Aves, Passeriformes, Paridae. Gene Ontology annotation, biological process: chondrocyte proliferation; tissue regeneration; chondrocyte differentiation. The record is from RefSeq and is a predicted model, not a curated record.
GCCGAGUCAUCGCCAGGAAUAAACCUCCGACAACAACAGCCUCCCUCGACCUGAAUCAUCCCGGCGCUGCUUUGGGAACAUGACCCAGCCCGUGACUUCACUCGGAUGCUCUAUAUAAGUCCAGGAAAACAACAGGCGCUCGCAGAGCUCGCGGGCUGGAUUUAAUCAAAGUCGGGAACGACCUGAGAGGGAUUUCAGCGAGGGAGCACCGCAGUUAUGUCACAGCCAGCCCCUGUGAAAAAGAAGCGUCCUCCAGUGAAGGAAGAAGACCUCAAAGGAGCCAGAGGAAACCUUGCCAAAAACCAGGAAAUUAAAUCCAAAACUUACCAAGUGAUGAGGCAGUGUGAACAAAUGGGCUCUGCAGCACCUUCUGUAUUCAGCCGGGCUCGGACAGGAGGUGAAACAGUCUUUGAGAAACCGAAGAAUGAGCCAGCCAAGAGCGUUUUUGGCUGACAGUGGAGCUGGACAUGUCUCACCCAAAUGAUUGUUGUAACAUUUUAAAAAAUUUCUAUUCCUUACACGAAAGUCACUGUAGAGUCGAGUAGCUAAUUUCCACUGUAAGUCCUUAAGCAAGGAAUAUACUCAUGUCAAAGAGUAAAACUUCCAUGUUAAUUUUUAUUACAUGCUUUCUUUCUAUGUGUUGGACAAUGUUUGCUAUAAUUGUUUAAUAAAAAAAGGUUGUUGGACUCAACUUGG